GUCAACGCUACUGUCCCAAAAAACGUCCCAUUAAAAAAACAUCGUAAAUUUUUUCUUGUAAUGUAUUAAGUCUAAGUUAGCAGUAUGGAGGGGCGGAGGAGCUGGGAUGGGAUUCCUCUGGGGGAGUCCCACUCACCGCCGCAGUCGGUGCCGGGGCGAAGGACCCCGCUGGGCGCCGUGGGGCUCGGCGGGUUCUACAUGCAGGGCGGGCAGCCUCCGCCUCCCCAGCACUGUUAUCCCACGGAUGAGAACCAGCCGGAACCGGGAACCAGCUAUGCUCAAAGACCGAUGGGAGAAGGAAAAGGAAAACAAAAGAUGCGUCAAGGGAAGACAGUGAGACUCAACAUAAACGCUAGAGAACGGAGACGAAUGCAUGAUCUGAAUGACGCGCUAGAUGAACUCCGUGGUGUCAUCCCUUACGCCCACUCGCCGUCCGUGCGCAAGCUGUCCAAAAUAGCAACCCUUCUCCUCGCCAAAAACUACAUCCUAAUGCAGGCCAGCGCUCUCGAUGAGUUACGAAGACUGGUGGCGUACCUUCAGAGUACAGCGUCCGCUGCUGGUAUCGUGCCGCCGCCUGGGUUCGACCUAACCAGCUUCCCCGCGGCCGCCAAGCUGUUGCAGCCCCCCACUGGGCCUCCAGCGCCCCCUGAGCCGCCAUCUUGAGAACCAACUGUCAAACUAGAACCCUAAGUAUUUUGCUAUAAGUAUAACUACCUAUAUAUUCACGUAUAAAUUAA
Molecule: messenger RNA, 737 nt
Organism: Papilio machaon (common yellow swallowtail)
Lineage: Eukaryota; Metazoa; Arthropoda; Insecta; Lepidoptera; Papilionidae
Product: class E basic helix-loop-helix protein 22
Exons: 4
Coding region: 85-663 (192 amino acids)
Molecular function (GO): protein dimerization activity
Source: RefSeq, a predicted model, not a curated record